Molecule: messenger RNA, 2542 nt
Organism: Elephantulus edwardii (Cape elephant shrew)
Lineage: Eukaryota; Metazoa; Chordata; Mammalia; Macroscelidea; Macroscelididae
Gene: ARHGEF7
Product: Rho guanine nucleotide exchange factor (GEF) 7
Exons: 20
Coding region: 1-2415 (804 amino acids)
Biological process (GO): intracellular signal transduction
Molecular function (GO): guanyl-nucleotide exchange factor activity; protein binding
Source: RefSeq, a predicted model, not a curated record
AUGAAUUCCGCGGAACAGACCGUUACGUGGCUCAUUACCUUAGGGGUGCUGGAGUCGCCCAAAAAAACCAUUUCGGACCCGGAGGGCUUUUUGCAGUCCUCUCUGAAAGAUGGGGUGGUCCUCUGCAGGCUGCUGGACCGCUUGCUGCCCGGAACCAUAGAGAAAGUCUACCCAGAGCCCCGGAACGAGAGCGAGUGUCUCAGCAACAUCCGCGAGUUCCUGCGAGGCUGCGGGGCCUCCCUGCGCCUGGAGUUAUUUUUCCCUCCCCCUCCACUUCCACCCCACCAUUUAAUUUGCUUAUUUUAUUUUUCGUUUCAGACGUUUGAUGCAAAUGAUUUAUAUCAGGGGCAGAAUUUUAACAAGGUCCUCAGUUCCUUAGUGACUCUAAAUAAAGUAACAGCAGACAUUGGCCUGGGAAGUGAUUCUGUAUGUGCCCGGCCCUCAUCUCAUCGGAUAAAGUCUUUUGAUUCUCUGGGCUCGCAGUCUUUACACAGCCGGACUUCAAAAUUGUUCCAGGGUCAAUAUCGAAGUUUGGACAUGACUGAUAAUAGCAACAAUCAACUGGUUGUACGAGCAAAGUUUAAUUUCCAGCAGACAAAUGAAGAUGAGCUUUCUUUUACAAAAGGAGAUAUCAUACAUGUUACUAGAGUGGAAGAAGGGGGCUGGUGGGAGGGUACUCACAAUGGCAAAACUGGCUGGUUCCCCAGCAACUAUGUUCGAGAAAUCAAAUCAAGUGAAAAGCCUGUGUCUCCCAAGUCAGGAGCAUUGAAGAGCCCUCCCAAAGGAUUUGAUACAACUGCAAUCAACAAAAGCUAUUAUAAUGUGGUGCUACAGAAUAUUUUGGAAACAGAAAAUGAAUAUUCUAAAGAACUGCAGACUGUGCUUUCAACUUAUCUACGACCUUUACAGACCAGUGAAAAGUUAACAUCGGCAAACACUUCAUAUUUAAUGGGAAAUCUAGAAGAAAUAUGUUCUUUUCAGCAAAUGCUCGUACAGUCUUUAGAAGAAUGCACCAAGUUGCCUGAAGCUCAGCAGAGAGUUGGAGGCUGCUUUUUAAAUCUUAUGCCACAAAUGAAAACCUUGUACCUUGCAUAUUGUGCCAAUCACCCAUCUGCAGUUAAUGUUCUCACAGAACACAGUGAGGAAUUGGGCGAAUUUAUGGAGUUGAAAGGUGCCAACAGCCCUGGAAUUCUUGUGUUAACUACUGGCCUCAGCAAACCAUUUAUGCGCCUAGAUAAAUACCCCACAUUACUCAAGGAACUUGAAAGACAUAUGGAGGAUUACCAUCCAGAUCGACAAGAUAUUCAAAAAUCCAUGACUGCCUUCAAAAACCUUUCAGCCCAGUGUCAAGAAGUACGUAAGAGGAAGGAGCUUGAGUUACAGAUUCUGACAGAAGCUAUCCGAAGCUGGGAGGGAGAUGACAUUAAAACUCUGGGCAAUGUCAUAUACAUGUCACAAGUCAUGAUUCAAUGUGCGGGAAGUGAGGAAAAGAAUGAAAGAUACCUUCUACUCUUCCCAAAUAUUUUGCUAAUGUUGUCUGCCAGUCCUAGGAUGAGUGGUUUUAUCUAUCAGGGAAAGCUACCAACAACAGGAAUGACAAUCACAAAGCUUGAUGACAGUGAAAAUCAUAAAAAUUCAUUUGAAAUAUCAGGGAACAUGAUUGAGCGGAUAUUAGUAUCAUGCAACAACCAGCAGGAUUUACACGAAUGGGUGGAUCACCUACAGAAACAAACUAAAGUCACGUCUAUCGGAAAUCCCACAAUUAAGCCUCAUUCUGUGCCAUCUCAUACACUACCUUCCCACCCAAUCACACCAUCCAGCAAACAUUCAGACAGCAAACCAGUGCCACUGACUCCUGCAUACCACACGCUCCCACACCCUUCACAUCAUGGGACUCCACAUACUACCAUUAAUUGGGGUCCUUUGGAGCCUCCUAAAACUCCCAAACCAUGGAGCCUGAGCUGCCUGCGACCUGCACCUCCUCUACGUCCUUCAGCUGCUCUAUGUUACAAAGAGGAUCUUAGUAAGAGUCCCAAGACCAUGAAAAAACUGCUACCUAAGCGCAAACCAGAACGAAAACCUUCUGAUGAAGAAUUUGCUUUGAGGAAAAGUACAGCUGCUUUGGAAGAAGAUGCUCAAAUUCUAAAAGUUAUUGAAGCUUACUGCACAAGUGCCAAAACACGACAAACACUUAAUUCAACAUGGCAAGGCACUGACCUGAUGCAUAAUCACGUCUUGGCUGAUGAUGACCAAUCAAGUCUAGACUCCUUGGGUCGUCGCAGUAGCCUUUCUCGUUUGGAGCCUUCAGACCUCUCAGAAGACUCUGACUAUGACAGUAUAUGGACAGCCCAUAGUUACAGAAUGGGUUCUACAUCUCGUAAGAGCUGUUGCUCAUAUAUCUCUCACCAGAACUAAUGCACUCUGAGCUUUUCUUAACAAAUGCUUGUUGUAUCACAGCCUGCUUUUCUUAGAUGUUUUCUUGCUGUUCCUUGUCUCUUUUAAUGUGAUAUUUUAACAACUUUUGAGAGCGGUUUCUGAUAUU